UGAGGUUUCCUUGAGAGAUUUUGGUACUUUAGACUUUAGAAGUUCUGGUGAUGGAAACUUGCACGCUGAACAGCGAGGAUCCACAAGACACAGUGAUUCCAAUGGACCAGCAAACGUCUGUUAUUAUCUUGCUCAAACACUUUCAGGAGAUGAAACGACAAGAGAAUCGUUUGCGUCUAUUAAUGUUCUCUCUGAUUCUGAGUUUUGCAUCUGUGUUUUUAAUUACGCACCACGUGAUAAAAUACAGCAUUGAGAAGGCUACACUCAAACCCACAGAAUUCGCAAGACAGCAGGCUAAAGAUCCAGAGCAGCAUCUGAUGUCUCAAAAUCAGAGCAAGCCAAGCAUUCACCUGACAACACCUUCAAACUGCAGUGUGCCUACUGAAUUCAUGAAAUGGGAGGCUCACAAAGGCUCGGUCCAUCAGCAGGGUUUCACCUACAAUGAGACGAGCAGGUCUGUGGUUGUCCCUGAGGAGGGCAAAUACUUUGUGUACGUGGGGAUGAACUUUCGAAACCAUUUAAAGGAAUCCAAGAUGAUCGUUCUGAAAGUUAUAAAAUACUCACUGAGCUACAAAGAUUGGGUAGAGGUCCUGGAAGUCAAGGAUAGCAUACCAGCUGAAAAUAGAAGGACAGUCUACACAGGACAAGUGUUGUCACUGAUGGAAGGGGACUUACUAAGGGUGUGGCUUGAUAAUAAAAAUUAUGAACUGAUUGAUUGUACAACAGAGAGAACCAUGUAUUUUGGUGCUUUUUUACUGUAGACCCAUCCUAAACUGCCACAAAAUAUAUAUUUAAAAUAUAAUUAUAUUUCAUUUAUUUAUAACACCCGAUAUCAUUUUUGAGAACCUAAAAGCUAAUCAGUCAAGCUCACAUUGAUUUUGAUAAUGUAUGAAUAUAGGAAUAUAUCAUAUACAGUCUAUAUCAAGUCUACACACCCUUAUUGAAAAUGAUGCUUUUGUUCAUGUAAAGGCUGAAAUCAAGACUUUGAAAUCACUUCCGACUUUAUUCAGCUUUAAUAAGAUAUUGUAACUAACAAUAUUUAAUUAAAAAACAUACAUAUUUAAUUAUAUAUUUUUUUAUACUGUCAAUGUCUUGGUUGCAAAAGUGUGUACACCCGUAAUAAUGGGAUUGUAACUAAGCUC
Esox lucius (northern pike) is the source of this 1142-nucleotide messenger RNA. RefSeq names its product tumor necrosis factor ligand superfamily member 15. The coding region runs from base 51 to 761 and encodes 236 amino acids. The transcript is spliced from 4 exons. Gene Ontology annotation, molecular function: tumor necrosis factor receptor binding. Lineage: Eukaryota; Metazoa; Chordata; Actinopteri; Esociformes; Esocidae. The record is from RefSeq and is a predicted model, not a curated record. Gene Ontology annotation, biological process: immune response. Gene Ontology annotation, cellular component: membrane.